Molecule: messenger RNA, 486 nt
Organism: Arabis nemorensis
Lineage: Eukaryota; Viridiplantae; Streptophyta; Magnoliopsida; Brassicales; Brassicaceae
Source: the annotation of a GenBank genome assembly
AUGGCCGAAACAGCAAAAUCGACGCCUGCGACGGUGGACAUGGCGAAUCCGGAGGAGCUUAAGAAGGUUUUCAACCAGUUCGAUUCAAACGGCGACGGUAAGAUCUCGGUGCUUGAACUCGGCGGUGUUUUCAAAGCCAUGGGUACUUCGUACACGGAGACGGAACUCAAUCGCGUCUUGGAGGAAGUCGAUUCAGAUCGCGACGGUUACAUCAACCUUGACGAGUUCUCAGCCCUUUGCCGAUCGUCUUCCUCCGCAUCCGAGAUCCGCGACGCUUUCGAGCUCUACGAUCAGGACAAAAACGGACUCAUCUCCGCCGCUGAGCUUCACCAGGUGCUUAACCGUCUCGGUAUGUCUUGCUCCGUCGAAGACUGCACUCGUAUGAUCGGACCUGUGGAUGCUGACGGCGAUGGGAAUGUCAAUUUCGAAGAGUUUCAGAAGAUGAUGACGUCGACUUCCCUCGUCAACGGUGGAGGUUCGGUCUAG